AUGGCAGAGCCGCCGGCAAAGCGCAGCUUCACCGGCGCGUUUGAGGAGCAGGCGCGCAAAAAUGGCGCGCGCCGCCUCUACUCGUGGAUGCGGGGCGACUGCAGCGAGGAGGCGACCCUCUCUUUCGCGGAGCUGCGCGAGCAGGCGUGCAACCUGUGCGUGGCGCUGCGUCAGAAGUGGGGCGCCAACACCGGCGACCGGGUGAUGCUGGUGUACCCGCCCGGCCUCGACUUCCUCGUCGCCUUCUUUGGCGCCCAGUACGCCGCAGUGAUCGCGGUGCCGUACUACCCGCCCAUCAUGCCGACGUCGCCGAUGCCGUCGGCGGGCGCCAAGAAGCUGCUGGCGGACGGGCUCGAGAAGCUGUCGCGCAUCUCGCAGUCGUGCAGCCCGAUCCUCUUCCUCUCCACAAAGGCUGCGGACUGGGAGGGCGGGCCAGCGGAGGCGGCCGGCAGGGUGUGCGCGGAGCGGGGCGGGGAGGGCUUCCUGCGCCCGGGCUGCUGCGCCGCCAUCCCCAUCACGGCGGAGGGGGGCGAGGACACGCUGGUCAUCAUGUCGGAGAUCCGGCCCGAGGCGUCGACCAACCCGGCGGACGUCGAGCAGAACCUCCGCGGGGUGGUGAGCGAGAUCUCGGAGUCGGAGGGCGUGCGGCCGUCGGCGAUCGUGCUCAUCACGGCGCGCUCGAUCCUGAAGACCACCUCCGGCAAGCUGCGGCGGCGCGAGAUGCGGCAGGCGUACGCGCAGCUGGUGCUCGGCGAGAGGCCGGCCGAGAAGUGGCAGUUCCUCAUCCCCGAGUCGGCCGUCGUCCACGCCGGUGGGCGCGAGGACUUUUCGGCGAUCUUCCGGCACGGCUCGGGUGACCACUACACGCCCGUGCAGCUCUCUUUCACGGGCAAGUUUGAGGAGAACGCGAAGCGCUUCGGCGCGCGCCGCCUCUACUCGUGGAUGCGGGGCGACUGCAGCGAGGAGGCGUCCCUCUCUUUCGCGGAGCUGCGCGAGCAGGCGUGCAACCUGUGCGUGGCGCUGCGUCAGAAGUGGGGCGCCAACACCGGCGACCGGGUGAUGCUGGUGUACCCGCCCGGCCUCGACUUCCUCGUCGCCUUCUUUGGCGCCCAGUACGCCGCAGUGAUCGCGGUGCCGUACUACCCGCCCAUCAUGCCGACGUCGCCGAUGCCGUCGGCGGGCGCCAAGAAGCUGCUGGCGGACGGGCUCGAGAAACUGUCGCGUAUCUCGCAGUCGUGCAGCCCGAUCCUCUUCCUCUCCACAAAGUUCUACCUGCGCGCGCAGUGGCUCUGCAGCAUGGCCAUUCGCGACGAGGAGUGCAAGCACGCUUCGGACGACCUGUCGCGCCGCCGCUCUGCGCGCGAGGAGGAGUGGCUCAACGGCUGGCUCGCGACGCGGUGCGACGACUGUCCGCCGGACGAGGUUGCGUUCCUGCAGUACACGUCGGGCUCGACCGGCCACCCGAAGGGCGUGAUGGUCGGCACGCGCAACCUGAUGAACAACAUCUUUGCGAUCCAGUCGGUCAAGCUGUCCACGCGCGAGAUGGCCUUCCUGGACCAGGACAAGAUCGGCGUCGCCUCGUGGCUGCCGCAGUACCACGACAUGGGCCUCAUCGGAGGCUGCCUCUCCGCCGCGAUCUGCGGUUGGCGCGCCGACCUCACCUCGCCCUUCACCUUUUUGCAGCGGCCCGUCGUCUGGUUGCAGAUGAUCACGCGCAUGAAGGACACGCACCUCGUCCAGUGCACGGCGCCAAACUUUGGGUACGCGCUGUGCAUCCGGCGCGUCAAGGGCGACGCGCUGGCGAAGCUGUCGCUCGCGCACUGGAAGGUUGCGAUGAACGGCGCAGAGCCGAUCCGCGCGUCGACGGUGACCGAGUUCUCCGCGCGCUUCGCGUCGUGCGGCUUCGAGUCGCGCGCGUGGGCGCCGGUGUUUGGGCUGGCCGAGAACUGCCUGUACUGCUGCGGCCGCGCCGAGGAGACGGUCAUCCUGCAGGUGGACCGCGCGUGCCUGGGCGUCGGCGACAAGCCGAUGCCGCAGACGGGCCCGAUCCAGACGUCCAUCCUCGAGGCGUGCGGCCACUACAUCCUGCCCGAGAGCUUCACCAACCAGAUGGUGAAGAUCGUGCACAACGAGACGUGCGAGGAGCUGCCGGACGGGACGGUCGGCGAGAUCUGGGUGUGCGGCCCGUCGGUGGCGGGCGGGUACUGGCAGCUGGAGGACCUGUCGACCGACAC
Molecule: messenger RNA, 2234 nt
Organism: Emiliania huxleyi CCMP1516
Lineage: Eukaryota; Haptophyta; Isochrysidales; Noelaerhabdaceae
Exons: 5
Source: RefSeq, a predicted model, not a curated record